AUGAAAAAAAAGCCUCGAAACCCCGAGAGGAAUGGAAAAAGGCGUCCCGAUAUAUCAAAAGACAGCCGUCACCCGCGCAGACACACCCUGCGUCGUCUAGUAAUUGAUUUCCACCCCUCAGGAAUGCUGGCCUGUCGCGUAUAUGCCCUGUACAAGAACUCAUUACCCCUGCGCACGGUGCUGCGUGCCAUCAGUCGAGUGGCUUGUGGCUUAGUUGUUGGACUAGCAGUUCACUGUGACCCGCAAAGUAUCCGGCAGAUCCCAUUCAGCGGGGGGGUGAAGGCGUCUGAGCCGCUCCCUGGGGCCACAACGGGCCCCUGCCCACCACACAAUGCCAGGCGGCGCGCCGAAGCGAGACGGCCGCCGGAACAA
Messenger RNA from Iphiclides podalirius (scarce swallowtail), 372 nucleotides. NCBI's taxonomy places the organism in Eukaryota, Metazoa, Arthropoda, Insecta, Lepidoptera, Papilionidae. The record is from the annotation of a GenBank genome assembly.